This is a messenger RNA of Olea europaea var. sylvestris, 629 nucleotides long. RefSeq lists its product as uncharacterized. The transcript has a single exon. Bases 78 to 470 code for a protein of 130 amino acids. Lineage: Eukaryota; Viridiplantae; Streptophyta; Magnoliopsida; Lamiales; Oleaceae. The record is from RefSeq and is a predicted model, not a curated record.
UCCAUUCCUAUAACAUCCCACAAAAUUUCAAGAGAAAACCAUAGAGAAUUGUUGAAGAGAGAGAAACAUAAAAAAAUAUGGGUUGGUUUGUCAGAGAAAGAAGAGGAAUAGGCUGGAGAGAUCAAACCCUAGAUUCAAUAUCUCCACCUCCUUUGCCUUUGCUGGUGUUUUUUGGUUUGCUGAUUAUGUUAAUGUUUCUGGCAAGUUAUUCACAUUACAAGGCAGAAUUGGAGAAGAGCAAGAUGAAUCUGAAGCUGUUAUUUUUUCUUUUGCCUCUUUUGGUGAUUUUGAUGUUGAAUUUCAUGGUGGAUAACAGGUGGCGGUUCUACACCGGAAUUUCAUCCCCAGCCUAUGAAACUGUACGUGAUGAGGGUAGUGCGCCGUGGGGUCUGUUGCUGAUGCUGGUGUUUCUUCUGAUUAUGGUUCAGUACCAGUCUUCCUUUCAGUUAAGCUGGUUUCGUGCUUUUUAGUCCCAAUUAUAUGACCCUCGUGGGAGUCAUAUUCUAACUACUUCGACUAUUUCUGAGCACUUCAUAGUAUUUUAGAAAAGUUUGAAGAUUCCCCCAAUUUCUCGGAGAUUUGUAUGAUUUGGUCAAGGUGGUGUAAAUGUGUUGUCUUUUGUUUUUUUU